Molecule: messenger RNA, 3096 nt
Organism: Cornus florida
Lineage: Eukaryota; Viridiplantae; Streptophyta; Magnoliopsida; Cornales; Cornaceae
Product: disease resistance protein SUMM2-like
Exons: 4
Coding region: 194-2938 (914 amino acids)
Molecular function (GO): ATP hydrolysis activity; protein binding; ADP binding
Source: RefSeq, a predicted model, not a curated record
UGGAGUGGGAAAAUGAAGAAACUCAAUCUGUUUUCUCUCCCCUUUUCAAAGAAGAAUGGUGGUAAUUGUGAGGAAGAGUUGCCUUAUCUCAGUCACAGAAGAAUGGUGAUAAUUUUGCGGAAGAGUUGCCUUAUCUCAGUCAUGAGAAGUCAUCCAACAAACGGUUGGGAGACACAGAAGGGAAGCUACUCCCAUGUAUUCUAGAAUUUUCCUUCCGUCACAGGAACUGGAUAUAGCAAUGGACUUUGUGAGCCCAAUAGUGGAUGUUACAUGCCGAUUAUGUGGUUGCAUCGCAAACACUACCAACUAUAUUCAUCAUCUCCAACAUAAUCUCAACUCUUUGAGAAUCGAAAAGGAAAAAUUGAUCGAGCGAAGAAACGAUGUGAAGAGACAAGUUGAAAGUGCCGAGAGACGACAAAUGUACCGAACGGAACAAGUAGAUGGCUGGCUUCGUAGAGUAAACCAGCUGGAGAGGGAAGUGGACCAGAUUCUCCUUCAGGGUGAUGAAGAGAUCCAGAGAAGAUGUCUCAAGAUUUGCCCCGGAAGUUGCUUGUCUAGACACAAGCUCGGGAAGAAAAUAUCUAAGAAGCUACGAGUUGUGGCUGGUCUGAACAGUGAAGGGGAUUUCAGCACAGUGGCUGUAACAUUGGCCCCGCCACAUGCCGAAGAAAUUCCUCUGGACAGGAUUGUGGGCUUGGAUUCGAAUUUUGACGAGGUCUUGAGACUCCUCAGAGAUGAUGAUAAUGGAGUGGGAAUCAUCGGAAUAUAUGGAAUGGCUGGAGUUGGGAAGACGACUCUAUUGAAGAAACUCAACAAUGAGCUUGCGACUCGGUUCAGUGGAGAGUUCGAUGAGGUGAUAUGGGUUGUUGUGUCCAGAGAUGUAAGUAGCGUCGAAAGCGUUCAAGAUAAAAUUGGGAAGAAGCUAGGAUUUCCAGGCACUUGGCGGAGCAAUAAAAGCCAAGAUGAGAAGAAACAAGACAUCUUUAGGUUCUUGCGGGGGAAGAAAUUUGUGCUACUUUUGGAUGACAUAUGGAAGCAGAUUGAUCUUCUCGAAGUGGGAGUUCCAGUACUUUCAUACAAGGCCAAGGUAAUAUUCACCACCAGAUCUGAGGAGGUGUGUGGUCUUAUGGAAGCCAAGAAGAAGAUUAAAGCGGAAUGUUUGGUAUGGGAACAAGCCUGGGAUUUGUUUAAAGAUAAGGUGGGAGAAGAAACCCUUAAUUCUGACCCUGAAAUAAGAAAGCUCGCACAAGAUGUUUGCAAAGAAUGCUCCGGUUUGCCACUGACAUUGAUUACAAUUGGACGAGCCAUGGCUAGCAAGAGAACCCCCCAUGAAUGGGAUUAUGCAGUAAAUGUGUUGAAGAAAUCAACAUUCAAAUUUUCAGGUAUGGGAGAGCAAGUGUUUCCUCUUUUAAAAUUUAGUUAUGAUAACUUAUCUGAUGAAACAACUAAGAUUUGCUUCCUAUAUUGUGCUCUCUACCCAGAAGAUUGGGACAUCUAUGUUCCCGAUCUCAUAAAAUUGUUUAUAGGUGAGGGGUUUUUGGAUGAUGAAUGUGAUAACAUCGAAGAGGCUUGUAAAAUGGCAUAUGAAAUUAUUGGUAGGUUGAAGCGUACAUGCUUGUUGUUGGAGAGCAAAGAAAGCCAUUCUUUUGUGAACAUGCAUGACGUGAUUCGGGACAUGGCAUUUUGGAUAGUUUCAGAGAAUGGAAGGAGGGAGAUGAAAUAUUUUGUGCAAGGAAAUCUUAAUUUGACCAAAGCACCUCCUAUUUCUAAAUGGGAGAAGGCUGAGCGAGUAUUUUUGUUGAGGAAUUCCAUUGAAGACUUAAGCGGAACUCCUAGAUGUCCCAAUCUCUUGACUUUAAAUCUUAGUUGUUCCGAUCACUUGUCUGGUUUUCUUUCUAAUAGUCGUCUAAUGACCAUUUCUGAUAACUUUUUCCAGUUUAUGCCGGUUCUCAAAGUUCUGGACCUGUCAGGAAAUGAAUAUUUAACGAAGUUACCGUCAAGCUUUUUCACGUUGUUUUCUUUACAACAUCUUGAUCUCUCAUUGACAGGCAUAACAGAGUUGCCAAUUGAGUUUAAGUCGUUGGUAAAGUUGAAAUAUUUGUAUAUGAAUGAAAUGCAUAAACUUGAUAUGAUCCCACCACAAGUCAUAUCAAGUCUUUCCAUGUUGCAAAGAGUGGAGAUGAAAGCUAGUGGUGUUUCAAGGGUAUUUGAUGAAGGUAGCAUUUUUUAUGGUGGCAAUGAAUUGUUAUUGGAUGAAUUGGUAAGCUUGAAUCACCUGCAAUACUUAAGUCUGUCUGUAAAAACUGAACUGGCACUCCAAAAAUUACUAAGUUCACCGAAGUUACGAAGUUGCACGUUUGGUUUAGGCAUCGAACAUUGCCAAGGCUCGACUUCACUACCACUGUCUUCUCUACAGAAAAAUAUUAAGAGACUCGAAUUUUUAGAAAUUAAAUUUUGUUAUUAUUCAGAGGUGUUGUCAAUGAGCUGCGAUAUGAUAGAUGGAAGCAGAAGCUUCCAUAACCUCAGGAUAAUCUGGAUCACACACUGCACGGCUUUUAAGGAUCUAACAUGGCUAAUUUGCGCGCCAAACCUUCGAGAGUUGGAAAUUUCUUGCUGUUGUGCAAUGGAACAAGUAAUAAAAGAUGAUGAUAUUGGUAGGGAAGGAAGUUUGGGUGUGUUCGUGAGGCUACAAAAAUUGUUUCUAGAUGCACUGCCAAGGUUGAAGAGCAUCUACAGCCAUUCAUUGUCCUUCCCCUCUCUGAUCCACAUUAAAGUGCAUGACUGUCCGAGGCUUAAGAAACUUCCUUUUGACUGCAAUAGCGGCAAAGACACUCUUCGAACAAUUCAGGGUGGAAGAGGGUGGUGGGAUAAGUUGGAGUGGGAAAAUGAAGAAACUCAAUCUGUUUUCUCUCCUCUUUUCAAAGAAGAAUGGUGGUAAUUGUGAGGAAGAGUUGCCUUAUCUCAGUCACAGACAAAUGGUGGUAAUUUUGAGGAAGAGUUGCCUUAUCUCAGUCAUGAGAAGUCAUCCAACAAACAGCUGGGAGACACAGAAGGGACGCUACUCCCAUGUAUUCUAGAAUUUUCCUUCCGUCACAG